Molecule: messenger RNA, 1961 nt
Organism: Mercenaria mercenaria
Lineage: Eukaryota; Metazoa; Mollusca; Bivalvia; Venerida; Veneridae
Product: endophilin-B1-like
Exons: 12
Coding region: 69-1277 (402 amino acids)
Biological process (GO): membrane organization
Cellular component (GO): membrane; cytoplasm
Molecular function (GO): protein binding
Source: RefSeq, a predicted model, not a curated record
AAAACUUGUAACACAUUAUAAUCAUUUACUCCGUAGCAAUGCGGAAGUGAAUUGCAAAUCAACACAAAAUGGAUGCAAAUAAUUUCGGUGGAAAAUUAAAGCGGUUUGCUGGUACAGCAGGGACAGUUUUUAACAGAGCUGUUCAGUUCACAGAAGAGAAGCUUGGUUCAGCAGAGAAGACAGAACUGGAUGCACAUUUUGAGAAUCUUCUCAAUCGAUCAGAAAAGACCCGAAUAUGGACAGACAGGACUCUAAAACAGACAGAGGCACUGCUACAGCCAAAUCCAAAUAUACGUAUGGAAGAGAUGUUUUAUGAAAAACUUGACAAGCGAAAGCGGGAUCGUAACAAUGUCUACGAGUCACUAGGGGGAGUUAUGGUGGAUGCUGGGAAUGAGUUUGGUCCAGGAACAGCUUAUGGAAAUGCUCUAGUCAAGUGCGGACAGACACAGAUUCUGAUGGGGAGUGCAUACCGAGAGUUUAUUCAGUCAUCAGCCAAUAAUUUUCUUCAGCCAUUACAGAACUUCCUGGAAGGAGACAUGAAAACAAUCAUGAAAGAGAAGAAAAUUCUUGAGACCAAACGAUUAGACUUAGACUCGUGUAAAAGUCGACUGAGGAAAGCGAAACAGGUUGCAUCACAAACUCAGAACGUCCAAAUGCCCGCUAAUAACCCAUAUGCCAAGAUGGAGGAUGAUGUUAUUGCAAAAGCUGAAGCAGACUUGCGCCAAGCCCAGUCCGAGUUUGACAGACAGGCAGAAAUUACCAAACUUCUACUGGAAGGAAUUACAAGCACACAUGCUCACCAUCUCCGAUGUCUGAACGACUUUAUUGAAGCUCAGAGGACAUUCCACGCUCAGAGUCAGCAAUACAUGGCAGAUCUACAAAAACAACUUGGCAGUGGGGAGGAAUCUAGUCCGACUUUUGUAGAAGCUUUUUCUGAACUCCUCCAAACUAAGGAAACUUCAGAUUUCACAGCAGUGCCGGGUUCAGGGGCCGGUUCCACUCCCAAUAACCUUGGUUUGAGCUCUGGCAAUAACUCCACUCUGACUCCCUCUGCCCCUCCCGCAAUACAAGUCACGGCUUCCACACCUGCCACAGAAAAAAAGCAAGCACGAGUCCUAUAUGAUUAUGACGCUGCAGAUCCUUCUGAAUUAUCUUUAUUAGCGGAUGAGCUAAUCACAGUAUACAGACUGCCCAAUAUGGAACCUGAUUGGCUGAUGGCAGAAAGGGGUUCACAAAAGGGAAAAGUUCCUACCACAUAUUUAGAAGUAUUAGAAUGAGGGUAGCUUUAUUAGGGAUUUUAGUCAUUUUUGUAAAUAAUGAAAUAAUGAAUUUUAUGUGACAAUGUCAAAAUGGUGCAUGUGUUAAACUGUUAAGGACAAGUUACAACAUUUUAUAUGUAUACAGACUGCUUAUAAGACAGGGUCCCAAGUUUGCACUGAACAGUAUCUUGCUAAAACUCAUAUAGGAUAGCUUACAUAAUUUUCCAAAUUUUAUUUUGACAGUGCUUAUAUUUUUGAAGCGGAAUAUUUAAAGUGGAGACAUUUUAAGUGUGUACAAUUUAGCAUACAUUUUUAAGUGCUCAGAUAUAAGAGUAAUGGCAGAUUAUCAUAAAAAAUAAUAAUAUUGGGUGAUAUAUUCUGCAGCUGUAUUUAAAAUUGAAUAUCAUACUUGCAGUAGAAAAGAAGAUAGAAGUUUCAUUGUCCUAAAAUUCUACAAAAAUAUUUUGGGUAUCUUAGUGUUGAAGGUUUGUGUCGAUUGUUACAGAAUAUUAUAUUAAAAUGGGCAAGACUUAUGCUGGAUUUUUGCUGCGGAGAUUGCAGUGUAUCACUCAGUGUAAAACAACCAGGGGGUACUCCAUGACACAAAAGCUAAUAAAUUGUGUAUUACACAUGCUGUUGCACUGACUGAUAUGUAAAUGCUGUGUCAUGUUGCAGUUGUAUGGCUAUUUGUUACUUUGAAAA